Molecule: messenger RNA, 2460 nt
Organism: Cyprinodon variegatus (sheepshead minnow)
Lineage: Eukaryota; Metazoa; Chordata; Actinopteri; Cyprinodontiformes; Cyprinodontidae
Gene: ace2
Product: angiotensin I converting enzyme 2
Exons: 18
Coding region: 1-2460 (819 amino acids)
Biological process (GO): proteolysis
Cellular component (GO): plasma membrane
Molecular function (GO): peptidyl-dipeptidase activity; metallopeptidase activity
Source: RefSeq, a predicted model, not a curated record
AUGUCCCCUGGGAUUUUCCUAACACUUCUGGCUGUGUCCUCAGCUGUAUUUCUGGUGACUGAGGCAGACGUGGAGUCUGAGGCGAGGGAGUUUCUGAAAAGGUUUGAACAGAAUGCCACUGACAAGGUGUACCAGAGCUCAUUGGCAUCAUGGAACUACAACACCAACAUCACUCAGGAGAACGCAGACAAAGUGUCAGAACAGGGGAGGAUUUGGAGCACCUACUACAGCCAGAUGUCAGAAGAGUCGCUCAAAUAUCCCAUCGACCAAAUUAAAGACCUGCAGAUUAAAUUACAGCUCAUCUCUUUACAAGACAAAGGCUCGGGUGCUCUCACCCCGGAUAAAGCUUCACGUCUCAAUGAGAUUCUGAAUGAGAUGAGCACAAUCUACAGCACUGCAACAGUCUGUCUGCCCGACAACCCAACUAAGUGUGAGACUUUGGAGCCAGAACUGGAGAAAAUUAUGGCCAACAGCAAAAGCUACUCAGAGCGUCUCCAUGUGUGGGAAGGCUGGAGGAAAGAGGUGGGGAAGAGGAUGAGGCCUUUGUAUGAAGAGUACGUGGAUCUGAAGAAUGAAGCAUCCCGACUUAAUGGCUUUGAAGACUAUGGAGCUUACUGGAGAUACAAUUAUGAGACCCUGGAGGACGAUCCUGAGUUCAAGUACACCAGGGAUCAGCUGAUGGAAGACGUUCGUUCAAUUUACAAACAGAUCCUGCCUUUAUACAAGGAGCUGCAUGCCUAUGUGAGAGCCAAGCUUAUGGAGGUUUACCCAGAGUACACUGACUCAGAGGGACCCCUGCCCGCCCACCUACUUGGUGACAUGUGGGGACGAUUCUGGACCAACCUGUAUAAUAUGUCAAUCCCCUAUCGUGAGAAAGAAGACAUUGAUGUCAGCAACACUAUGGUGGAACAGGGCUGGGAUGAAAUGCGUUUUUUCAAAGAAGCAGAGAAGUUCUUUAUGUCUGUGGGGUUAUACAAGAUGUUUGACAACUUCUGGAAUAACUCCAUGUUGGUAAAGCCAAACGAUGGACGGGACGUAGUCUGUCACCCCACUGCCUGGGACAUGGGAAACAGAGAGGACUUCAGGAUCAAAAUGUGCACCAAGGUCAACAUGGACGACUUCCUCACGGUGCACCAUGAGAUGGGUCACAACCAGUACCAGAUGGCGUACCGCAACCUGUCCUACCUUUUGAGAGACGGGGCUAACGAGGGAUUCCAUGAGGCCGUCGGAGAAAUUAUGUCUCUCUCUGCUGCCACGCCCAAACACCUGAAGAGUCUGGGACUUCUCUCUGAAAGCUUCACUUAUGAUGCUGAAACUGAGAUCAACUUCUUAUUAAAACAGGCCCUUACCAUCGUGGCCACUCUUCCUUUCACCUACAUGCUGGAGGAGUGGCGUUGGCAGGUGCUUGCAGGGAAUUUCUCCAAAGAUGAAUGGAUGAAGCGCUGGUGGGAGAUGAAGAGGGAUCUGGUGGGAGUUGCUGAGCCAGUAGAAAGAGAUGAAACGUACUGCGAUCCACCCGCUCUGUUUCAUGUAUCUGGAGACUACUCCUUCAUCAGGUAUUUUACCAGAACCAUCUACCAGUUUCAGUUCCAGAAAGCGCUUUGUAAGGCAGCUAAUCAUGUGGGUGAUCUGUCCUCAUGUGACAUCACUGGUUCCACGGCAGCAGGAACCAAGCUGAGAGAUAUGUUAGAAUUAGGGAGAUCUCAGUCCUGGACCAGGGCUUUGAAAACCAUAUCCGGAGAUACAAGAAUGGAUGCUACUGCCUUGUUAGAUUACUUCCAAAAACUUUAUGACUGGUUGAAGGCAGAUAACCUGAAAAACAAGAGGACUGUGGGCUGGAAGAAAGCAGAUCCAUCUUCAGAACAAGCCAUUAAAGUGAGAAUAAGUUUGAAAGCUGCUUUGGGGGAAGAUGCUUAUCCCUGGAAUGAAAACGAGAUGUUUCUCUUCAAGGCCAGUGUUGCUUAUGCCCUGAGGCAGUACUACAGCCAAAAGAGGCAGACACUUCUUUUCACAUCGGAGAACAUUAUCACUUUUGAUGAAACACCAAGGAUCUCCUUCUACAUGAGGGCCUCAGAGCCAGGAAACCCCUCUGCCUAUAUUUCCACAUCUGAUUUGAAAGCAGCCAUCAGGUUAUCUCGAGGUCGAAUCAAUGAAGCCUUCCAGUUAGACGACCAGACUCUUGAGUUUGAAGGUAUCCUGCCAACGCUGGCCCCGCCUGUUAAACAGCCAGUGGAGGUUUGGCUGGUGGUAUUUGGUGUCGUCAUGGGCAUCGUGGUGCUGCUGGGUGUCUACCUCAUCAUAUCUGGUGUCAGGGAGAGGAAGAAGAAACCUUUGAAGACACCUAUGGAGAAUCCUUACAGCAUAGAUGUUGAUGGAAUUAGUAACAAUGCCUAUGAUAAUAGAAGUGAUAGCAGUGAUAGUAGUGAUAGCGCUGAUAGUAAUGAACAAACUGGACUUUAA